This is a messenger RNA of Lactuca virosa, 987 nucleotides long. The record is from the annotation of a GenBank genome assembly. Lineage: Eukaryota; Viridiplantae; Streptophyta; Magnoliopsida; Asterales; Asteraceae.
AUGAAUCACGAUGCUGCUAACCCCGGAAAUCAAAACAGUGCUACCGAAAAAAUUGAUAUGAUAUUUUCCAAGCCUAUUUCUCUUAAUUUCAUCAAUAAUAUUGAAAUUUUGGAGGAUGAUCACAUCUUAAUUCCUAAGGAAAUCAUGGAAAAGAGUAGAGCUCCGUUUGAAAGAACUUUAUAUGGUUAUUUUGUGGGAAAAAGGCUCGCUUUUUCGCUUGUCAAAGAUCGGCUCGAAGACCUUUGGAAGGAACAUGGGAUAUGUGACAUCUUUAUUAAUAACGAUGACAUGUUCUUUUUUAAAUUCGAUAAUGACAAGGAACUCUUUAAUAAAGAUGGCUUAAGUCUUAUUUCUAGAAAACUUGGAAAGCCUUUGGAGGUUGAUUCCUACACCUCCACCGUGUGUGAGCGGGCUACGGGUAGAGCGGUUUAUGCUCGUAUUCUUAUUGAGAUGUCGGCUAAUGAUCCUUGGGAAAAUUAUAUAAAAAUCAAAGCAAUCACGGCUAAAGGUGCCAUAUCUACCACCCUUAAAGUGGAGUACUCUUGGAACCCUAAGAGAUGCGAUCAUUGUAAAAUAUUUGGUCAUGAGCUUGCCUCUUGCCCUACUCACACGACCAGCAUUCCCGUCCAAAAGACGGCUACGCCCACUCCGAGAGAAGCUGACAUUGAAGGUUAUCAAAUGGUUAAAAGGAGAAAUAUACCAAUUCCUAUCCCUAAAAAGAAGGUUCAAGUUGACAACCGUAAAGGUAAAGGGCCUGCUCUAAAAAUCGCUCAAGUCUACAAGCCUAUUAUUCGUGAUCAAAAAAAGAAGAAGAAUGUGUCGUCCAACAUGUUUGAUGCUCUCUCACAUCAAAGAAUUGAUGACACUGAAGACGAUUCUAGCAUCCGUCCUGUCAUCCAUCCUAGAGAUACCCCCCCCCCAUUUUCUGAUACACAUCCGAGCUCCUCUCACGGUGGCCAUAUCUCUAUUCCAGUUGACCAGGGUUGA